Molecule: messenger RNA, 613 nt
Organism: Aphanomyces astaci
Lineage: Eukaryota; Oomycota; Saprolegniomycetes; Saprolegniales; Verrucalvaceae
Exons: 1
Coding region: 114-350 (78 amino acids)
Source: RefSeq, a predicted model, not a curated record
UGCACAUGCAACGACUCGACUAAUGUAUCCAUCCAUCCACCCAAAGGGCGCAGACACGCAAUGCGCCUAGACAUGCACAAACACACUGUCGGAUUGCCAUUUCCAGUUAAUCCAUGAAGACAGCACGACUAGUCAAGUUAUCCAAGAAGUGGCUCCGCAGUCCUGCCACAAUUUCCAACAUCGCCAUCCUCACGUGCGCUGUGGCUGGCGCCGGUGCGACCUUUAAACGAUACGCUGUGUUCGAAGACGUCGAAAGCGAUAAAUCCAUGGACGAGUCGACCCCACACCAGCAUGCCGCCCAUCACGAAUUGGAGCAAUUUGACGUGUUCAUGAUGAUGAUGAUGCGAUGAACGCCGCCGCCGUGUUACAUGUAUUUACGUAAAAGAGUUGUGAAUUUAUUUAGCAGUUGUGUCGCUACGUACUGUACAUUCCCCGAUGGUUUGGACGAAUUCCAGUGUAUGUAGCAGCCACGAGUGCUCGUGACAUGCAAUCCGAGCCCAAGUCUAACGAGGUCGAGACAGCAGCGGCUAUGAUGACCCACUGUCCUCCUUCGAACAGCUAGAAUAAGUAAGCUUAAUCAACCGCUCCUAUGUAGGACAUCUGAAGGUCGAAC